AUGGAGGCUCUGUUCGCAAAGCGGAAUGCAGUGCGCAAGGCCAUCACAGAAGCCAUCGCCAACAUUAAACGUCUAGUACACGUGAAGCAUCCGUCAGUUAGUGAAGCUCCUUCUAAGCGCUCCAAUAACGCUUUUCUUGUUGUAUUCCCAUGCCCACAAGUGCUCUUACAACAUGUAAAUGAGUGCUUUGAUGUGUUGAAACUGUUACUGUCGGGGGAUGUGGAGCUUAACCCGGGGCCUACUAAACCUCGACAGGGUGGCACGCAGCUGAUCGAGGAUGGUCAGGCGCGCAUACUCAAUUCCAUCGGAAGCUUAACGUCAAAACACGCUGAACUGAACGCGACGGUCACAAACAUAUCUGAAAGGUUAAGCUCCAUGGAAAACAGGGUUGAAGUUCUGGAAGAGCAUGCUGAAGACAUAACUACAGUAAAAGAAUCUAUUGGCACACUUCAAAACGAAAAUACUUUGUUAAAAGUACGUUUGUCAGACCUGGAAGAUAGAGCGAGAAGGGACAACCUUUUAUUUUUUAAUGUGCCUGAUAACCCCUCGGAAACAUGGGCGGACUCGGAAAAGAAGGUCAAGAAGAUUGUACUUGACCAAAUGUCGAUUAAUCUUGUCGAUAGCGAUAUCGCGCGUGCGCAUAGAGUUGGCACACUGCAUCGCGACAAAGCUCGACCAAUAAUAGUAAAGUUUGCAAAUUACAAAACAAAAGAAAAAGUACUCAGCGCAAAAACCAAACUUAAAGGAUCAGACAUCACAAUUAGUGAAGACUUCUCGCCAGCUACCCGACAUGCCCGUAAAAUUCUAGUAGACUUUGCGAAACGCUCAGCGCCGGAUGAAAAAUUCAAACACCGCUAUAACAAACUCACUUUAAACAAUAGAUGUUACGAGUAUUGCGAGGCAUCCCACAAGGCUCAGUUUUAG
Molecule: messenger RNA, 924 nt
Organism: Rhipicephalus microplus (southern cattle tick)
Lineage: Eukaryota; Metazoa; Arthropoda; Arachnida; Ixodida; Ixodidae
Source: RefSeq, a predicted model, not a curated record